Pieris macdunnoughi is the source of this 738-nucleotide messenger RNA. The record is from the annotation of a GenBank genome assembly. NCBI's taxonomy places the organism in Eukaryota, Metazoa, Arthropoda, Insecta, Lepidoptera, Pieridae.
AUGGCGGUCCGCGUGCAAUUCGAAAACAACAAUGAAGUUGGUGUCUUUAGCAAACUUACAAAUUCUUACUGUCUUGUAGCUAUCGGAGGCUCAGAGAAUUUCUACAGUGUGUUUGAAGCAGAAUUAUCAGACACUAUACCCGUGGUACACGCUAGUGUCGCAGGCUGUCGCAUCAUUGGCCGCAUGACCGUCGCUAACAAGAAUGGGUUACUUUUACCAUCGUCCACGACAGACACAGAGCUGCAGCACAUCCGUAACAGUUUACCAGAUAACGUCAAAGUACAGCGAGUCGAAGAACGAUUAAGUGCACUCGGUAACGUCAUCGCUUGCAACGACUAUGUUGCUUUAGUUCAUCCAGAUUUAGACAAAGACACAGAAGAAAUUCUUGCUGACACAUUAAAUGUUGAAGUUUUCCGACAAACUGUAGCUGGUAAUGUGUUAGUUGGGUCCUAUACAGCACUUAGUAAUAGAGGAGGUUUACUUCACCCUAAAACUACAAUUCAAGAUCAGGAUGAAUUAUCCUCAUUGCUUCAAGUACCAUUAGUUGCAGGAACAGUGAACAGAGGUAGUGAUGUGGUGGGUGCAGGGUUGGUAGUUAAUGACUGGAGUGCAUUCUGUGGUAUGGAUACAACUUCAACAGAAAUAUCAGUUAUUGAGAGUGUUUUCAAACUUAAUGAUGCUAAACCUAGUGCAAUUACAUCCACUAUGAGAGCAUCCCUGAUUGACAGCAUGUCAUAG